GUUCUACAGCUCUCACAUUUGAGCCUGAACAGCGUGUGAAGGGUUAACAGUCUCUGCUGUUUACGGGAUGUUCCUGAACGCAGCUCGCAGCACAAGGCUCGUCAGCGCUGCGCGUCACGCAUGCGCCCGUCGUUCACUUCCUGCUUCCUGACAGCAAGACAACAACAUUAGAAACAGUCUUUGUGUUAAAGAGUCCGCUGUCCACCUGUCUGCUGUGCACGUGUCCGCUGUCCACCUGUCUGCUGUGCACGUGUCCGCUGUCCACCUGUCUCUGUCUCCAUGCGCGCUCCCGUGUGUGUCGCGCUGCUGGUUUUGCUGCUGAACGAUGCAGAAACUCAUCAGUUCAGUGAAGAGGAGAUGACUGAUAUCAGGCAGCGCAUCAAAGACAUGUUCUACCACGCCUACAACAGUUACCUUGACAACGCCUUCCCCUACGAUGAGCUCCGCCCCCUCACCUGUGACGGACAGGACACCUGGGGCAGUUUCUCGCUCACGCUGAUCGACGCUCUCGACACUCUUCUGGUUCUGGGAAACCACACAGAGUUCCAGCGCGUGGCGACGCUCCUCCAAGACACCGUGGACUUUGACAUCGACGUCAACGCGUCCGUGUUUGAAACCAACAUCAGAGUGGUGGGCGGCCUGCUGUCAGCUCACCUGUUGGCAGGGAGAGCAGGGAUGGAGCUGGAGCCUGGUUGGCCGUGUUCAGGACCGCUGCUCAGGAUGGCCGAGGACGCUGCUAGGAAACUACUGCCAGCGUUCCAGACCCCCAGCGGUCUCCCGUACGGCACGGUGAACCUGCUGCGAGGCGUGAGCCCCUCAGAGACCCCGGUCACCUGCACCGCCGGCGUGGGAACCUUCAUCCUGGAGUUCGCGGCGCUGAGUCGACUCACCGGAGACCCGACGUUCGAGACCGCCGCCCGACGGGCCCUGAAGACCCUCUGGGGGACCCGGUCUGACAUCGGACUGGUGGGGAACCACAUAGACAUCCUCUCUAAGAAGUGGGUGGCUCAGGACGCCGGUAUCGGAGCAGGUGUCGAUUCUUACUUUGAGUAUCUGGUGAAAGGAGCCAUCAUGCUGCAGGAUGAGGAGCUGCUCAACAUGUUCCUGGAUUAUGAUCGAGCCAUUCAGAACUACACCCGCUUUGACGACUGGUACCUGUGGGUGCAGAUGCAUAAAGGAACCGUCUCCAUGCCGGUCUUCCAGUCGCUGGAGGCCUUCUGGCCCGGCCUGCAGUCUCUUUUAGGGAAUCUGGACAGCGCAGCCAGAACCUUUCAGAACUAUUACUCAGUGUGGAGGCAGUUUGGAGGUCUGCCAGAGUUCUACAGCAUCCCUCAGGGUUACACCGUGGACAAGAGGGAGGGAUACCCACUCAGACCAGAGUUGAUAGAGAGCGCCAUGUACCUGUUCAGGGCGACCGGCGACCACAUCUACCUGCAGCUGGGCCUCGACGCCCUGGAGUCCAUCGAGAGGAUCGCAAAGACGCCCUGCGGAUACGCUAGCAUUAAAGACCUGCGAGAUCACCAGCUGGACAACAGGAUGGAGUCCUUCUUUCUCGCUGAAACCGUCAAGUACCUUUACCUGCUGUUUGACCCCGCCCACUUCCUGCAUGGCGGGGGUGCGGAGGGAGACGGUUCAUGGGAGGAGGGGGGUGAGGGGGGGCAGUGUGUUUUAGGGGCGGGGGGGUUCAUCUUCAACACGGAGGCUCACCCUCUGGACCCAGCAGCGCUUCACUGCUGCAGCCGUCACGCUGAGGACCGACAGGAGCUCCGCCACAUCCUGCUGAGCCUGUCACAGCCUCUGGAAAAGCCAGCCAGCCAAUCAAAACCACCCACAGCGCAGACCGAAGACCCUCUGCUGGGCCGAUCAGACAGCAUUGCUCUGAAACCGGGCCAGAAGAAGACCGCCCCCCUGCUGUCCUGUCCCGUUCAGCCAUUCAGUGCUCGACUCUCCAUCCUGGGACAAGUUUUCACUGAUAACACCUGAAGCCUGAGCUCAACUCGCAGGUCUGAUCUCACUUCCUGUUGCUAAAACUCUGACACGGUGGGUUCCUUUCUGAGGUCUGGCGUCAUGGCGACCGGCAGGGGAAGACGUUUUAAAACCUGGAUAAGAACUAAUAACAAUUGGACAGCA
Molecule: messenger RNA, 2130 nt
Organism: Scomber japonicus (chub mackerel)
Lineage: Eukaryota; Metazoa; Chordata; Actinopteri; Scombriformes; Scombridae
Gene: edem2
Product: ER degradation enhancer, mannosidase alpha-like 2
Exons: 11
Coding region: 280-1983 (567 amino acids)
Biological process (GO): carbohydrate metabolic process; mannose trimming involved in glycoprotein ERAD pathway; endoplasmic reticulum mannose trimming
Cellular component (GO): membrane; endoplasmic reticulum
Molecular function (GO): calcium ion binding; mannosyl-oligosaccharide 1,2-alpha-mannosidase activity
Source: RefSeq, a predicted model, not a curated record